AUGACAAAUAAACAAAAGCUGUCAAACAAAAAAGAAGUAGAUAAAGUUAAAGCAUAUCUUGAUUGUAGAUAUAUUUCAGCAUGUGAAGCUGCUUGGAGAAUCUUCAAGUUUGACAUACACUAUCGAGUUCCAUCUAUUGAAAUAUUGCCUUUUCAUUGCGAAGAUGGUCAGGCUAUUGUUUAUGAUGAUAAUUCAAACUUGUGUAACGUGGUCAGUAACCUAACUGUGAAAAUGACUAUGUUCACAGAAUGGAUGAAAUGUAACCAAAUGGAUCCAUUUGCUAGAAUAUUGAAGUAUAUAGAGUUUCCCAGAUACUUUGUAUGGAUACGCAAAGAACGAAAGUGGAUGCGUAGAAAAAAACCUUUUGGUGCAGUUGGACCAGUGAGUUUUGAUGAUAUAAGAACAGUUGAUGGAAAAAUUUACGAUACCUUUAAAGAUGCAUGUUUCGCUCGCGGUCUGUUGGACGAUGAUAAUGAGUAUAUAGUUGUCGUCACGGAAGCCCGGUCAUUUCUGGACACAAACAAAAAUAUCAGCAACGGAGAAUGGAGAAUUACUGGUAUUCCUGAUCUGCUUCUUCCAGAGGAAGAGAUUGAAAACAUUUGCUUAUCACAUAUCGAAAAAUUGUUACUUGCUUAUGGAAGUACGUUAGGCAACUUUUCUGACAUGCCAAAUGUUCCUGACAACUACAUUUCAGCAUUGAACAACCAAAUGAUAAUGAAAGAACUUUCGUAUGAUUGGGCUAACUUAAAAAAAGAACUUUCAUCUUAUUUAAAAUCUUUAACUGAUGAACAGCUUAAAGUGUGUGAAACCGUCAUGAAUGCAGUUGCUAAAGGAAAUGGAGGUGUUUUCUUUGUAUAUGGUUACGGUGGAACUGAUGGCGGUAGAACGGCUCAUUCCAGGUUUGUAAUUCCGAUAAACGUUAACAAGGAUUCCAUAUGUUCUAUAGAACCGAACAGUGAGCUAGGAGGAUUAAUAAAAGAAACUAAGAUGAUAAUUUGGGAUGAAGCACCAAUGACACAUAAGCAUUGUUUUGAAGCUCUGGAUAGAACAAUGAGAGAUAUAACACGUUCCAAUAAUCCAUCCUUGCAAAGCAAACCUUUUGGUGGAAAGAUAGUUCUUUUUGGCGGUGAUUUUAGACAAAUCCUUCCUGUCAUUCCAAAAGGUACCAGAAGCAUGAUUUUUGGUAAAAAACCAAGUAAUCUUCACGAGAUCAAGGAAUUUGCUGAAUGGAUUUUACAGCUUGGUGAUGGUCUACUUGGUGGUCCAAAUGAUGGAGAGGUGGAAAUUGAAAUUCCAGAUGAUCUACUUAUACUCGAUCAAGUCAAUCCUAUAUCUUCAUUGAUCUCAUUCACAUAUCCGGAUAUGCAAAAGUUUUUGUGGGAUUCAAAUUACUUCCAACAAAGAGCCAUUCUUGCUCCCACAAAUGAAGUUGUUGAUUCAAUAAAUACAGAAUUGUUAAAUAGUAUGGCUGGUGAAGAGAAGAUAUAUUUCAGUUCUGAUAGUUUAAGUGAGUGUGAGCAACAAACCGACCUUAACAUGGCAUUAUUUCCUCCGGAUGUGUUAAACAAAUUGCAUUUGUCAGGAUUACCUAACCAUAAAUUGGUUCUCAAAGUUGGAGCUCCAGUAAUGUUAUUUAGAAACAUUGAUCAAACAAAUGGUCUGUGUAAUGGUACACGUAUUCAAGUAACAAAACUUGGAAAACGUGUAAUCGAAGCAAAGAUUAUUACCGGAAAUAAUACAGGUCAUCAUACUUUAAUUUCAAGAUUGAAAAUGACACCAUCCGAUAAAAGAUUACCGGUGAAAAUUGCACGAAGACAGUUCCCACUAUCUCUAUGCUUUGCAAUGACAAUCAACAAGAGCCAGGGACAAUCACUUGAAUGUGUUGGCCUAUAUCUCCCACGUCCGGUGUUUAGUCACGGACAACUAUAUGUUGUUGUUUCUCGAGUAAAGAGUAGGAAUGGUUUAAAAAUCUUGAUGUGUGACGGCAAAAAACAAGUGUGUAAAACCACAACUAACGUGGUCUACAAAGAAGUUCUUCAAAACCUAUAG
Helianthus annuus (common sunflower) is the source of this 2049-nucleotide messenger RNA. RefSeq names its product ATP-dependent DNA helicase pif1-like. Gene Ontology annotation, biological process: DNA repair; telomere maintenance. Bases 1 to 2049 code for a protein of 682 amino acids. Gene Ontology annotation, molecular function: DNA helicase activity. NCBI's taxonomy places the organism in Eukaryota, Viridiplantae, Streptophyta, Magnoliopsida, Asterales, Asteraceae. The record is from RefSeq and is a predicted model, not a curated record. The transcript has 6 exons.